AUGUCUUUUGAUGCCUAUAACAGGGCGCUGCCGGACCACUAUCUAACAAGUCCCGGUGCCCCUCCAGCUGCGGAUCUCUUGAACCCGAGCGACCUCCCAGCGGCUAAUGGACAAGAGUUCAAAGAAGGCCCGACCAAAGGGUUCAUAGACCUGAUUGAAGCUCAUGUCGAGGGCUUUGGUGGACGGGACAUCACCGUCCUUCAAACAUCCAAGUACCUUCCUCGCAAGAGUGCCGCAACAAAAAAGCCGGAAACCGAGUACAAAGACUAUGCCGUCAUCCUUCGCCGUACAGUGCUUGAAAGAAACAAGCAGGCCAAUGUUGUCCGCCUCGAACUGGAGAUCCACUCCAAGCGACUUUGCCAAAAGUUCAGGGAGAUUGCCGCCAGAUCCUACGAAUCCACGGACCUCCAGACAUACCCCAUAAAGAUCAGAGGUCCGUUCAGCGAGCUAUUCUUCUAUCGGAAAGAAAUACAUGAGCUUGCCGAAAAUCAGGACAUCGACGCAGACCUUCGCCGCGAUGCCAAAGCGCUGGAUGAUUUUGUCAACAAGGGCAACGGCAUGAUGACGAGUAUCAUCGAAGACCAUGAGAGGUACUCAAAGGACAAAAAGGUCAUCAACGACAUUCUGUGGACGAUUUACCCGCCCAACAGCCUCGCUGUCCUCGACUUGGGCAAAAUCAAGGAAUGCUGGCUGGUGCGAAAUGUCUAUCAUAUGGAACACCCAAAAAGCAGGAGGCUUUACUGGGUCGUCACUGGGCUCCGCCUCGAUUACGAUGGCACGGCUCCAGGGUUGACGCGCCAGAAAUUCCUUACCCCCCUCACCGGGAUGCGCCCGCACAAACUGCUGGCAAGGUCCAAGAAGCUGAGGGCAGUCCUGGGUGGUGACUUCUCAUCAUUCGGAUGCCAGAUAUACAGCGGGCCUUCGUGGGACAAUGGGGUUUGGGAGGAUGUCUUCCCGGUCCUGGACGGGGCGAACCCGAUCUUGUUAUCCAAGCAUAUCCAGGAGCGUGUCAUGGUCGACUUCAAAUCUUUCGCAAAAGAUAUUACCCUACCCUCGUUGGUCGAUAUCCAGAAGGAUGCGGGAAUCCACCCGUCGAAGGGUCGAACUACGGCGAGGGGGACCUUAUCUGUCCCCGAAGCAAGAAAGCGCCGCGGUCAUCGGCAAAGAACUAUGUUUCACUCUGAUGAUUCUGAUUCCGACUUUAAUGAGCCGAAAGUCGAUGAGAUGCUGCAAGACCUGGAGGAUCCGAUGAGGUACAGAACGGCGAGUGCUUUGGAAGGGGAUACACGGGCUUCUGAUGAGAUUGAACACGGAAUCGACACUCUUCAAGGUGUAGCACAGGCUACUAUCAAAGCACUUCAUAUCUCACAUCAAGAGUUUGAGCUGAUCUUCCCAGCCUUUGUACCGGCCUUUGGUCUAAGAACCAAAAAGUGGAAAUGGAUCCUCAGCGAUGAACUGCAGGACGUGAGGUGGAACAAUGUCGCAUUCCAGUCUCUCCAACUCGAAGAAGUAACCAAGAAGUUGGUAGAAUCUUUGGUAAAAGGACACAAAAACAAGUCGGUUGCUUUUGACGAUGUGAUUGCCGGAAAAGGCCAAGGACUGGUGUUCCUUCUACAUGGAAACCCCGGGUUGGGCAAAACCCUCACAGCCGGUGGUGAACUGAGCACCCGCGUCAGCGAUGUAGAGGAGCGACUGGACGAUAUCUUUGACUUAGCCAAAAGAUGGGACGCUGUCACGCUACUUGAUGAGGCAGAUGUUCUCCUGUGCAAAAGGAACUCGGCGGAUAUGGAAAGAAACGCAAUCGUCGGAGUAUUUUUGCGGACUCUGGAAUACUUCCAAGGAGUCCUCUUCCUUACUACCAACCGCAAGGAUGACUUUGACGACGCUUUCAAAUCCCGCAUUCAUGUGACAAUUUGCUACCCAGAACUAUCGGAGAAAGCUCAGAGUCAAAUUUGGGAGGGCUUAAUUACCGCGAAUCAAAAAGUGGCAACUGACAGGUCGUGGAAUGAGGAGGUGUAUGGCGCUUUGGGAAGAUUGAACCUGAAUGUAAGUCAGUCGAAAAGCGCGCAGCACUCUAUGGAAACCCCGCCUAAGGACCUUCCCAAGGUCGAUUUGAUACUCAAUGCGUUCUUGAACUGUGAGGCUGACAAAAACGCACAAAGGGCCGGACAAUCAAGAACAUCUUGA
Messenger RNA from Sordaria macrospora k-hell, 2187 nucleotides. NCBI's taxonomy places the organism in Eukaryota, Fungi, Ascomycota, Sordariomycetes, Sordariales, Sordariaceae. The record is from RefSeq and is a predicted model, not a curated record.